AUGGAUAAUUCAAGCAGCCUUGAAGCAGCUGAGGAAUUUCGACGUGAAGGCAACCAGCAUUUUGGAGCAAAACGAUAUUUUAAUGCGAUUAGAAGUUAUACAAAAUCAUUGGAGAAUUUCGUUACUCUAAAUGCACUGUCGAAUCGUGCGCAGGCAUACAUCAAUGUGAAACAAUAUGAAUUGGCACUGAUAGAUGCAAAUAAAGCUUUAGAAUUGGAUCCAAAUUCUGUCAAAGCUUUAUUUAGGCGUGCUCGAGCCCUUGCAAAUAUUGGAUUAUUUGAUGUGGCCCGUACAGAUAUCAAUAGGCUUCUUGUUUUGGACCCGAAGAAUGUGGACGCAAAAAAAUUAAAAGAUCAGAUUGACGGGAAGAAAAACAUUGACGUGAUUAGGAUACGAAGUGGCAAUAAGUGUGAGUCAACUCGAUCAAAAAUGCCUUUGAAAAAAAUUGAAGACAUAAAAAUUGUACGCGCGACCAGCAGUAAUGGCUCAAUUAACGAAUUUGACAAUACGUUAACUAAGAAUUCAGCGAAGUCAUUCUUACCAGAGCCAGCCACCAAUUCAUUCAAAUUUGUUAUGGAUUUCCGUUUACUCAAGGAAAAUCCUGGGAAUUUCGCCAAAUAUUUUCUUUCUAUUGAUCUGAAUGAUUACAAUAAAGUAAUAGGCGAAAUCAUUGAAACAGACAUGAUCUCAACAUUAAUCAAAGGCCUCAAGGAAGUUAUUGAUUCUCAUAGUUCUGACCAGAUCAUAAACUGUUUGAUGGCACUUGCAUCAGUAUCACGUUUCGAAAUUGCAGCUGUUUUUCUCGAUACCCGGGAUAAAGAAGAAUUACGACAAUUAUUGCCUCUCGAUGGUAAGAAUCAAGAGCAAGUUCGACUUGUUUAUAAAAUGUAUGAUCUAUAG
Messenger RNA from Dracunculus medinensis (Guinea worm), 900 nucleotides. Lineage: Eukaryota; Metazoa; Nematoda; Chromadorea; Rhabditida; Dracunculidae. The record is from the annotation of a GenBank genome assembly.